AUAGUAUUUUGCAGAGUAAGACAUCAGCAUCGUAAUACUCACCCGAUCGAUAACUCCACUCUCUCUCUCUCUCUCUCUCUCUCUUCAAACUCACUCUCCCAUAUGGCCAUGGCGACUUCUUUCGCGCCAUUAUCGAUUUCAGUAGGUGGAUCUAAUCUGAAAUCACCUGAGCAGUUUUUAACAAAGCGUAAUUCAUCUCUGCUUUGUGUUGGACCUAAGCUUGCUGCUGUUCAAAGGAAAUCAAACCUUGUCAGCCGGAGGAGCCUCACUUCACUGGUUCGUGCAGAAUACCGCGAAAGCAGAGGAGGUGGAGGAGCGGAUUUGGUUGCUGGCUUUAUUCUGGGUGGGGCUAUUUUUGGAACUCUAGCGUAUGUGUUUGCUCCCCAGAUCAGAAGAUCUCUGCUAGAUGAAAAUGAAUAUGGGUUUCGGAAGGCCAGACGACCAAUAUAUUAUGAUGAAGGGCUAGAGGGGACCAGGCAGACCUUGAACGAAAAGAUAGGCCAACUAAACUCUGCCAUUGAUAAUAUAUCUUCACGUCUGAGAGGUAACAAUAAUGUGCCUGCUGCUGGCCCUAUCAGUGAUCCUGAAGUUGAAGCUACCAAGUGAAGCACUUCUAGUUUGAUACCAUUGUCAACAAUACUUCGAAGUAGCGGAUAAACAUUCAAAAUUGGGUAGUAUAUGUUAUUUGAAGGUUUGAAUGGUAAAAAUGUAUUGGUGCUGGAUUGAUAUAUGGUUAAAACUGUGAAACUAUUAACCUUUUUCCUUCUUUGUUUUCUACAAUGGAAGAUUUUGUUUCUGUGGACAGUGGAAGAUACAGUUUGGAUUAUGGAGCAAUAUAAAUAUCAAACUAGCUGUAGGCUGUAGCCUGUUUCUUAUUU
Trifolium pratense (red clover) is the source of this 878-nucleotide messenger RNA. RefSeq lists its product as uncharacterized. The record is from RefSeq and is a predicted model, not a curated record. The coding region runs from base 103 to 606 and encodes 167 amino acids. Gene Ontology annotation, cellular component: chloroplast inner membrane; chloroplast thylakoid membrane. The transcript has 5 exons. NCBI's taxonomy places the organism in Eukaryota, Viridiplantae, Streptophyta, Magnoliopsida, Fabales, Fabaceae.